UGCAGAACGAGUAGAAUGUCGCGUGUAGAAGAGAAUAAAUGGAUAAAAGAAGUAAUGUUACAGGUUAUUAAGAAUCUCGGAUCAAACGUGAAUGAAGCUGGAUACGAAUUGUGUAAACUCGCUGAAAAUCCGAUGUCUAGUCAGUAUUAUAUAAAUGUGAAGUUUAAGAACAAGAAUGGCCAAAGCGAGGGACGCUCUAUCUUGCUGAAAAGACCUACGCAAUUGGAAAAGUGUAGACUGGUACAUUACAUCGAUUAUCAAUUUCACAAUGAGAUCCUGUUUUACCAGAUGUACGCUCAGCCCGGUGAUAAUUUUGCGAAAUGCUUCUAUGCCAACGAACGAUCGCCUAUCGAUUCGGUGAUUGCUUUGGAGAACGUCAACGAGGGAGGAUACUAUCCUUGCACGUAUGUAUGUGACGCUCCUCUGGAAUAUACAUUGGCGGCGUUUCGUGAGAUAGGAAGAUUCCACGGUAAAGGGUAUGUCAUGAAGGAGUUGCAGCGCGAGAAGUUCUUCGAUAUUGUAAAACGAAUUCAAGAAACUAGGUACGACGCGACGUAUACGUUUAAAAAUUUCGUCGACAUAAUUGCAACGCGAGCAGUGGAAUAUCUUCGCAAUCAUGGUCACGAUGUAACCUUCUGCGAUAAGAUGGAAGCUUUACUCUCGAGAGCAUUUGACAAAGUGUUGAUGAAGGCGGUGGAACCGCGGGAACCAUUGUCCACGCUGUGUCACGGCGACUUUACAUUGAGCAAUACUCUCUUCAAGGCGGAGAACGAGGGACAAUACCGAGCGAUGCUGAUCGACUUCGCGCUUUGCAGAUACGCGACUCCCGUCGUUGAUCUUUCCACGUAUCUUUGUCUGUGCUGUUCGAAUGAAAUGAGAAAAGACAAAUUCUUCGAGCUAAUGCGAAGCUAUCACGAUGCAUUGAAAGAGUACCUACUGGAAGCUGGCGUUUCGGAUAUUGAGAAAUACUCGUACGACGCUUUACUGGACGAUUACAAGAGAGGUGGCCUCCUCGGUUUCAUCAUCGCAUCUUUCUUUUUAUCAGUAUUAAAGGGUUACGUAAGAGAUCCAAACGUAGUAAUCAUGGACUGGGAGGAGAGAGGAAAAGUGUUGAAGCAAGUCGGCGGAGACGAAAUAUCCAAGAUACUAGCUGACAUGUUACUGCAUCUGAAGGAUCUUGGUUGUUUAACAUACUUUUAAAUAACCCUUGAGAUAACAAUGCGGUACCGAGCAUACACGCGUGAUAUGAGAUAAAAAGAUACAAGUGCACUG
Molecule: messenger RNA, 1272 nt
Organism: Vollenhovia emeryi
Lineage: Eukaryota; Metazoa; Arthropoda; Insecta; Hymenoptera; Formicidae
Exons: 1
Coding region: 16-1200 (394 amino acids)
Source: RefSeq, a predicted model, not a curated record